This is a messenger RNA of Trichoderma gamsii, 762 nucleotides long. RefSeq lists its product as hypothetical. The coding region runs from base 1 to 762 and encodes 253 amino acids. The record is from RefSeq and is a predicted model, not a curated record. NCBI's taxonomy places the organism in Eukaryota, Fungi, Ascomycota, Sordariomycetes, Hypocreales, Hypocreaceae. The transcript has a single exon.
AUGCCCAUCUUCAGCGGCCUUGGCCAGCGACGGGGGUCCAAGCCCCGCGAACUGCACAUUCGAAAGAUUUCAUUCUCUGGCUGCUCGCUCUCCGAGUCAUUCUCUUCAGAUUCAUCAUCAUCCACUCUCCGCGCGCAUACGCCUCGCCUGGCAACCAGCACCGGCACUGCCUCCAGCUUCGACGGACUCUCUAUUCACUCAAGUUACCCUCCUAAGCGGCUGCAUGACCGGCCAUUCAUCAUGUCUGAUCGGCAACACUAUGAGUCGGCGCCAGCAUUUUACGACAGCGAAGAUGCCGAGAGCAGCGAUCUGGAAGCCUCUGAGCGAGACUUUGAUGGUGAGGAUGAGGACCAGACACAAUUCACCAUGGAGCUACCUCAUGCAAGCCCUGUCAGCAACCACGACUAUGAUGCUUCAGAGGAGCCACAUGAUUAUUUCUUCAUGCACAUCACAAGUAGACCGAAGCCAGUCAACCAGUCUCGCUGGUCUGACUCUACUAUUGCAUCAACCAUCGCCUCACUGGAUGACCUCACUCCCGUGUCAAGCAUGUCUGAGCCCACUUCAGCCGCUAUUGCCGAUGCUGAAGAGGCCGAAGCUGCUGGCGCAUCUACCCCUGGCUCUGUAACCUCAGCCGCGCCCGUUCCCAAGAGGCCAACAUAUAAGCCUGUCGACAGCUUUGAGGACUACGUCCGACGCGGGGGCUGGAAGCGAAGAGGCAUCGUCUUCAAUCGCGAAGACAUGGACACCUUUGAAGCCCGAUAA